Pristis pectinata (smalltooth sawfish) is the source of this 3856-nucleotide messenger RNA. RefSeq names its product hydroxysteroid (17-beta) dehydrogenase 12a (gene hsd17b12a). Gene Ontology annotation, cellular component: endoplasmic reticulum. Lineage: Eukaryota; Metazoa; Chordata; Chondrichthyes; Rhinopristiformes; Pristidae. Bases 79 to 1041 code for a protein of 320 amino acids. The record is from RefSeq and is a predicted model, not a curated record. The transcript is spliced from 11 exons. Gene Ontology annotation, molecular function: oxidoreductase activity.
GGGAGGGGCGGUUGUUUCCGGAGACGCGUCCUCUCGUCACUCUCUCCUGGCGGUCGGCAGCUGGCUGGCGUCGAGGUGAUGGGUUCCCCGUUGACUGUGGGCUCUCCGCCGGCCCGUGACGUCUUCUACUGGCUCGGGGUCGCCGCCGUGAUCUGGUUUUCGCUGAAGCUGGCGUAUCGGCUGCUGAGCGGGGCGCGGGUGUUCGUGUUCGGGACGGGCGUAAAGGUGGAGAGCUUCGGCCGCUGGGCAGUUGUUACAGGAGCAACUGAUGGAAUUGGAAAGGCUUAUGCAAAGGAGCUUGCCAAGCGUGGCAUGAGCAUUGUCCUGAUCAGCAGAAAUGAAGAAAAACUGCGUGAAGUGGCCAAGGAAAUAAACGAGCAGUUCGGAGUUGAAACAAAAACAAUUGCAGUAGAUUUUGGAGAAGGAGCUGAGAUCUACAAGGUUAUUGAGCCCAUUCUGGCUGGACUGGAGAUAGGUGUUCUUGUGAACAAUGUGGGGAUUUCUUACAGUUACCCAGAAUAUUUCCUGGCUGUGCCUGAUCUGGACAAUUUCAUCAGCAAAAUGAUCAACAUCAACAUUUUGUCUAUCUGUAAGAUGUCUGCGAUGGUAUUGCCUGCCAUGGUACAACGGUCAAAGGGCAUCAUCCUGAAUGUGUCAUCUGCAAGCGCAUUGUUUCCAGUACCCUUACUGACGCUCUACUCUGCAUCCAAAACAUUUGUGGAUUAUUUUUCACAAGCACUCCAUGCUGAGUACAACAGAAAGGGGGUCAUUGUCCAGAGCAUACUUCCAUUCUAUGUGGUAUCCAAGUUGAGUAAGAUCCGAACACCAACUGUGGACACACCGAGUCCAGCAACCUACGUGAAAGCUGCCUUAGACACAGUUGGCCUUCAGGUGCAGACACAUGGCUACUUACCACAUGCCAUAAAGGGUUGGAUUGUUACAUCCGUGCUUCCAGUUUGUCUGGUAAUGAAGUACAUCACAAAUAACAACCUGCGUAUCCGUGCUCGCUCACUUAAGAAGCUGAAAGAAAAAGGGGAUUGACCAGAACUUGCAAGCUGAUCAACAAGAAGCACAAGGAAACCGAUUCUCUAUCACGUGAAACAGCAAUAUUAUUGACGCAAAAUUUAGUGGCCCAAAGUACAACUUGGUGAAAUUGCUCCAAGGGCCAAAUUGGGAGAUUUUUCAUUUCUUUCUUUAAUUUCCUUUUUGUGCACAGGAUUGUUUGCAUUUAGUUUGGUAAAGACCCAGCAAGACUGCUGUUCAGUAAAACUGGUAAGCAGAGUUCUGUCCAUGCAUUUAAAUAACAGCACAAAGUUUGACUCCGCUGGGAUUGGUAUGGAAGAGAUGAUUUUAGCUAGAUUGCACCCCUCAUUGGGGGGGGGGGGGGAGGGGGGGGAGGUGGAGGGAGGCGGGGAACCAGCACCAAUUCAAAAGCUGCAACAAACUGCGACAUCAGUGCUUUUGACCAGAUAGAAUCCUAAUCAAAUCUCCAUCUGUAUAAGGCUUAGAAAGAUAAAAUAAAGAUGUCCAAAGAAAAUACUCUAUCUGAUUUAAUGUUUAAAAAAAAAAUUCAAUGUAAACAUUACCUGUGCAAUUAAGAGUUAGCUUGUAUAAAUAACUGUUUUUGGAAAGUAAGCAGCAUUUAUUCAGAUAAUUUGAUGUUUAUUCACAUUAGUUAUUACGUUCCAAAGUGUACACAUUGUACUAACUCAAAAGCAUUUGAAUUUUCUAUUAUGUUGGGGCUAAGUUUGUGUACUCUUGGCAUAUACUGGAAACAUUUACAAUUUUUGUUUUUCCAUUUAUUUGUGUGUUAAAACAGGUAUCAUAAUCAUAGAACACCAUCAGCAUCUAAUGUCCUGAAGCAGAAUUAUUACUCCAUCAUCACUUGUGUUUUUUACGCAUUUUUUGUACUUCCAUAACAGACACGUGUCCCAUGUCUGUUCACUAUAGUGAAACCAUAAAAAAACAUGUCUUAAGUAAUCUAAAGAUAAAUACCAUUGUUAUUUAAAGAACUUCCCAAUCACGAACACUCCCAGAUGAGAUCUUAAAAUAUAGUUGGAUAAGAAUAUUAAUUCAGUACUGCUUUGACAAAGCCAAUGUCAGAUAUUAGCACUGGUCAAAACACAUUUAAAAAGGAUUUGAAAAAUACUGAUUUUACUCAGUUAGAAGCUGAUAUUUCUGGCAGUAACUUUUCACAGAUAACAACAUCUGGUUGUAUUUCCAAUACUUGCAGAAUCAAGUUAACACUCUUAGUUGCAUAGAAAAUUGUACAAGAAUUUUUCAUGCCAGCUGUAAACAUUAAUCAAUGACAUAAUCUGUGCAGUGAUGAGAGAAUAGUUUCAUGUAUUUCAGAUUGGUUUUUGUACUGGGUGCUAUUGAACAGUUCUUGGAUUUGGUGAAUGUAGUCCAAAGAAACCUUUAAAUUACAUGCCACUGCAUUUCUUGACUUUGAGUCAUUUGACUGUCCUACAAACAUUUGACUUGAUCCAUUAUCACUUAGUAUUCCAAAGGUGAUUGAUUGCUUCAUGUUUAGGAGAAACUGGCACCCAGUUUUUAAUUAAUGUCAGCUAGCUUCCACACAGUUUUCUGCUCUGAAUUGAAUUUGAAAUCAAAUGAACAGGUAUGUUUUGUAGUUUCUUGCUAAUUUAAAAUGCUAUAGUGGAAGCAUUUUUAAAUCCAGUUUUCAUCCAUGUCUUGUAGUGCAAAUAUCAAACAUCAGUAACUGACUUGUGGCAAAGAUGUUAUGAGUUGAAGUUUUGUAAACAACUUGUGGAUUUCUUACAUUUUGUACUUGUAGGUUCACAACUUUGUUUCCUAUUAUUAAAAUAUUAGUAUCUGAUUUCCUGUGAAGGUAAAGGUUCAUAAAGGAGAAAGUACCAUUGGAAGGGAGAAGGGUGAUUUGUUCACAGAUGUGUACAGACCUGUUUUCUUUAUUCAUAAAGUAGAAUCACCAACAUUACAUUCGUGCAGUUAUAGUUAAAUCCAACACAAUGACCUGAAUCAUUCCAAGAUGAAUCUGGCAUUGACAUGUCAUUAGAGCCUUAGUUUCCAUGUUUUAACAGUGACUUGUCUGCAUAUUUGUGCUUAUCCCAAAUUCUAGAAGAACUUGAUCAUUGAAUUAUCAUGAUAAAGCUACUGCUUGCCCCCAAUCCUCAAAACAAAAAAAAAUUACUGGAUGCAUUUCUGUAAUCCCUGUGUCAGCUAAGAUGUGAGCAUAUGAAUAAUAACAAAAAAAUAAAAAAAAUACAUGUCUAUAAACUUCUGCAAACUCUGAGCUUGGUUUAUACCUAAUAGUAAUCUAAGUGAAUAAAAUACUCAAAUCUGGUCUAAAAUUACAUAAUGGCACUUGUUCGUGGCAAAGUGCCUUUUGGCCUAAUACAUUGCUGGGCAUGUGGUUCUGAAUUUAAAAACUAUGCUACUACUAAUUGCAAGCAUGAGUAGCAAAAUUGUUGGUUUACAUAUAACUGAUAACCCAAUUUUAGAUUCGCUCAAAGUAAUCCUGAAAUGGGACAUGAAUGUGUAUUCAUCUAUGAGUCAUUAUGGUAUUCUUUCUAGUGUGUGUAAAAUAAAUUCUGGUGGCAUUGAAAGUUCUGGAUGUUUCUAAGUGUGCAAUACCGAUACAAUGGUGCUGAACUGAUUAAAUAGAAGUUUGUGCUCGAUUUGGUUCAUAUUGCAGAUUUGGUGAGCUGAAUAAGUGAGGGGUUGUCUUUGUCCAAGGUGUGUAAAAUAGGUUGAGAAAUUUUGUCAAUUCAGUUGUAAGUAGUAUUGCAGAACUUGACUGUUUUCACCAAUGAGAACCAUUUCUGGUUAAUAUGUGCAACUAACACAAUAAAGCAGCUUAUUCGUGAAACACUGA